Messenger RNA from Talaromyces stipitatus ATCC 10500, 714 nucleotides. RefSeq lists its product as uncharacterized. The coding region runs from base 1 to 714 and encodes 237 amino acids. Lineage: Eukaryota; Fungi; Ascomycota; Eurotiomycetes; Eurotiales; Trichocomaceae. The transcript is spliced from 5 exons. The record is from RefSeq and is a predicted model, not a curated record.
AUGCGACUAAGGAGACUGGACGGUAAGGCUGCAGACCUCUUAUGCUGGCUAAGUCUAAUAUGUACAGGAAACUAUCGAAAACCAUAUCCCUCUUCAAGACGACGACGCUUGCGCUAUAGAGGCGAUGAUCCAAGGAAGCUGUUCACAACAACAGUGGCACCUGUAACAGAUUACACCUCAGAGAUUGGGGGUAUAGCAGCCACAGGAGCCUUUCGGACAGUCGCGACGGCGGUGGUAGAAGCUGAAGCAAAUAUUUGCUCAUUCGGAGAACGACAUAUAGAGAAAUCAACAAAACUGUGGGCUGAUAUUCGCGCACUUCCUAGAACGAACCCGCUAAACGAAGCCGAGAGUCACAUUAACUCGAAGGCUUUCCUCUCCACUACAUACACAGACACUAGGAAGAGAGCAUUACCAGUAAAGCACACCCACGACCUAUACGAUAGGCUAAAGCGGAAAGAAGCUAUGGCCCUGGCUCAACUUCGGAUGGGAAUGACAAGGCUCAACAGUUAUCCGAAUAAGACAGGGGCUGCGGAGUCAGACCUUUGUGCCUGUAAGCAGUGUAUAGAAAUGAGAAGAGGGAGUUUGUCAUUCUACCUUGGAGGAAAAGCACGAUCUGACCCAGAGCAAUGGCGACCAGAUAUUAAAGCACCUUUAAGCUGGUCUAUCAAUCUUAAUUCACUAGGUGUUAAAAACCCUAGUUCAAUGAAGUCUUAA